GUUUCCUCUCCAGGUCUUCAGAGUUUUUAGAAACUCCUCAUUCGCAUAAGCUGCUUCUGUCAUCGUAUGGACAGAGUUUUUCUGGGGGAAAUGGUUAGUGAUAACUGUUAGUGUCGGGUCUCUGGGGACUGAUUUCACAGGAAAGCUGGAAGAGCGGGGUCGCUGCUGCUUCUCUUGGCCUCUUUCUUGUAUGUUUGGUGUCAGGCCACAGAGACUCCAGGAAGAGAUGUCAGGAGAAAGUGUGGUGAGCUCAGCGGUGCCAGCAGCUGCUACCCGCACCACUUCCUUCAAGGGCACAAGCCCCAGCUCCAAGUACGUGAAGCUGAACGUGGGCGGAGCCCUCUACUACACCACCAUGCAGACGCUGACCAAGCAGGACACGAUGCUGAAGGCCAUGUUCAGCGGGCGCAUGGAAGUGCUCACCGACAGUGAAGGCUGGAUCCUCAUUGACCGGUGUGGGAAGCACUUUGGUACGAUACUCAACUACCUUCGUGAUGGGGCGGUCCCCUUGCCCGAGAGCCGCCGGGAGAUCGAGGAGCUGCUGGCAGAAGCCAAGUACUACCUGGUCCAGGGCCUGGUGGAAGAGUGCCAGGCAGCCCUACAAAACAAAGAUACUUAUGAGCCUUUCUGCAAAGUUCCUGUCAUCACCUCAUCCAAGGAGGAACAGAAACUUAUAGCGACUUCAAAUAAGCCAGCCGUGAAGUUGCUCUACAACAGAAGUAACAACAAAUACUCUUACACCAGCAAUUCUGACGACAAUAUGUUGAAAAACAUUGAACUGUUUGAUAAGCUGUCUCUGCGCUUUAACGGAAGGGUCCUGUUCAUAAAGGAUGUCAUUGGGGACGAAAUCUGCUGCUGGUCCUUUUACGGCCAGGGCCGCAAGAUUGCUGAAGUCUGUUGUACCUCCAUCGUGUAUGCCACUGAGAAGAAACAGACCAAGGUGGAGUUCCCUGAAGCCCGGAUUUAUGAGGAAACCCUGAAUAUUUUGCUGUAUGAGGCCCAAGAUGGCCGAGGACCUGACAAUGCCCUCCUGGAGGCCACGGGUGGGGCAGCCGGGCGCUCCCACCACCUGGACGAGGAUGAGGAGCGGGAACGGGAGCGGAUCGAGCGCGUGCGGCGGAUCCACAUCAAGCGCCCAGACGACCGGGCCCACCUCCACCAGUGAGCAGGCAGGCGGACCCGAGCUGCCCACCCUCCCCCUCCUCCUCCCUGCUGUACACUCAGAUCGUGUUCAGGCUUCCGGGCACCUUCCACUUCCCCCGGAGUCUGGAGAUACUUUUGUAACAAGCCAGAUUAUUAUUUUGAUAUUUCUCAACAAGGUGAUUGAUUGUCUUGACCCAGGUGAACGCACCCCUAUUGUUGAACAUGUCCAAGGUCUCUACUUUCCGUGAGAAUCCUUGGAGCCAGGCUUUCCUGGUUCUCAGAGGAAAAGUAUGAAUGGAUAUGAAGUGUACGUGAGAACUUUGAUUUGCAAUAUUUAUUUUUGUGGGUGUUGACUACCUAUUUGAGCUUCUUGGGUGGCAUUCCCUUUGGGGUUCAUUUCGACAGCUCCAAGAGGGAUGCUGCAGUUGGUGGCCACCAGAGGUGUCUGCGAGCUCCCUAUUUCAUAUCCCUCCAGCCCAGUACACGGCUCCCGCUUCCUGUACACCAGACGGGGCACGGUCCCCACAGCUUGCCAGAAGUCUAUUCUGCAACAGGAUUUUGCACCUAUAGCUUAUUGGUAAAUAAUUGCAGCUUGUAGCAGUGGAGAUGGGACCUGCUGAGCUUCGUGCCUUCAGUUGUUCCUAGCGUAGCUCUGGAUGCCUAGCUCUGUUUAAGGGGCCUUGGCGGCCCUGUGGUCUGGUGCCUGUUGGGACCUCACAUGUCUGGCCAAGGGCGGAGCUGUCCCAGGCAGCAAGUUCUCAGCUCUGUUCAGGGCCCCUUCCCUGACUCCUGCCCCUUCCCCUGCCCUCCUUGCUGUCCCACUCCAUUCCAGGGAGGCCAUCUGGCCUGGUAAGAGGCGUAACUCACAACCCGCUGCUCCGUGGGAUCCAUUCCUUCCUCCUCAGCCUCCUUCCCUGUUAAGCUGGGCUUGCUGCCGCAGGUGGAUGCCCUGCCCUUUGCUCAGAACUUAAAUGUGGCCCCAGAUUCUCUGUCCUAAACCUGACAUCCAGGCAGGAACACCCCUCACACCAGCAGCCCCAGGGCAGCUUGCCUGUCUCAGGGCAGCCCUCACCUGGAGUCUUUGCCCUUCACAUCUUUGCCUCUGGUUUUUACACAGUACGGAGUGGCCGUCAGCGAGCAGAGAGAGGAUGUGCAGGUCCUCUUGGGUCUGGUUAGUGUCUGUGUUCGUUUGUUAAAGGGACGUGUGUGACUGUUGACGGGGAUGUGUGCUUGUGGGGCACAGGUGGCCCGCACUGGAGCGCGGCUGUCUGCACGCCGCUUGUGUAGGAUGGAUGUGCUCGGUUACCUACCUCCCAGUCUCCUCUGCGCCUGGAAGGGACAGAAGUGCGUUGUGACUGAUAUGGUGGUUGAGACUAGACUAGGUAGAGUAGUUACAAGGAGAUGCGAAUGUGUGGAAGGUAAUGGAUGGGUUUUGUCUGUUGUUUUCAAGGGAAAUGUUACCGUUUUAUACCAAAGGUAUUCAUGUGGGCAGCCUUUGACACAGUGUAUUUCAAAAAAGGAGUUUAUAUUUUGAAAUGGUUUUUACAGCUUGGACUUUGUACGUACUGCCCUACUUGUGACAGUGUCUGCCUUUCUUUUGUAUCCAGCAGCAAAGCCCACAAUAAAAUGUUAAAACAAUCAAGGCGGAACCUAAAAAUCAUGUAUGGGGUAGCUGCUUUUUAAACUGUCAUGUGGGAAACUUUCACGUUAGGCCGUUUGGAUUUUGUUAAGUGCUAAGCAAAGGGGGGGCUUGAAAAUAAUGUCUCGUAAAUAUUUUAUAUUGUUUAAGUUGUAAACACCAACCCUGCCAUUUGGGUUGAACUUUGUUAGAAAGUUAAAGUGAAUGUCAGUUCUGAUGUUUUCUGUAGGAAUGGAAAAGCCAUCAUAUAAAUACUGUUUUUUAAAUGUUUACGUGAAAAGUAAGUUUGUGGAACGAUUUGUUUGGGCUUCUACACUUUAUGACCUAAUGUUUCUGGCAGUUUCUCUACUUUCACUUUUCCUCCAACUUUGCAUUUGUAGUUUUGAGUCUUAGCUUCCCUGGGAUAUGAACAGAUUCAUAAGACAUUCCAUGGUGAAUACGACUGUUACUGCAAAUAGCCAUGAGCUGACAGGGUGGUGGCUGGGCCAAGCUCUGUUAGCCAAUAUAUUCUACAAAGAACUGAUUUUUCUUAUGCUAGCACUAAGGGCAAAUGAAAGUCAAUAUUUAUAUUUCAGAACCAUCCAAGUAAAACACUGGCCUAAGAUUUGGUAAAGCGUUAAGUUUAUUAUAUCAGAAUAGCUUAGAAUUUUUAAAAAAGUGGAACAGCUUUUGGUCCCUUGGAAUUGAGUUCAUUUUUUUUCAAAUCAGUCGUCGGAUUUUGGUGCCUGGGGGCCUGUGCCUGAGGCAGUUCCUGGCACAGCCUCUUCCGGCGCCUUGUGCGGUGGAUCAGCGGGUUCAUCGCUGUGCAGGCACCCCCGCCCUCUGGUUAGGAGUGUUCACCUGUACCUGACAGCAGCUUUCAGACAGAAGCGUGACCAACACUCAGCCCUCCCUCUGGCAGGCGUGCCGUCUUUAGGGCUCGCCCGAGUCACCGUAGCACAGCUCUGUGUCCCUAACCUUUCUGUCUCUCUGUGCUAUGAAAAAAAUGCUACAAGUUUUAGAAGUAGUCACUGUCUGUUGUACCAGCGUUUGUGGACAAAUGUAAAAUAAAGGUUAUGUAAUCCUUU
This is a messenger RNA of Diceros bicornis minor, 3849 nucleotides long. RefSeq names its product potassium channel tetramerization domain containing 10 (gene KCTD10). Gene Ontology annotation, biological process: proteasome-mediated ubiquitin-dependent protein catabolic process; negative regulation of Rho protein signal transduction; protein ubiquitination. The transcript has 7 exons. Gene Ontology annotation, molecular function: ubiquitin-protein transferase activity; protein binding. Gene Ontology annotation, cellular component: Cul3-RING ubiquitin ligase complex. Lineage: Eukaryota; Metazoa; Chordata; Mammalia; Perissodactyla; Rhinocerotidae. The coding region runs from base 191 to 1165 and encodes 324 amino acids. The record is from RefSeq and is a predicted model, not a curated record.